Molecule: messenger RNA, 807 nt
Organism: Fraxinus pennsylvanica
Lineage: Eukaryota; Viridiplantae; Streptophyta; Magnoliopsida; Lamiales; Oleaceae
Source: the annotation of a GenBank genome assembly
AUGAUGGCCAAACUCCUCUUGAUAUUAAUUGCUUUAACCUCAUGUUACUGUUCAGCACAAGUUGUACAACCACCAUCACCACCGACACACACCACCCCUCCAGCAGCAGCGCCACCGGCAGCCGCCCAAGAGUACCUCGAUGCACACAACCAAGCAAGGGCGGAAGUGGGUGUUGCUCCUCUCAAGUGGAGCCAGCAGCUAGCCAAAACCGCCAGCCUCCAGGUCAGGUACCAAAGGGACAGACAAAACUGCACUUUUGCAAACUUGACCAACAGCAUGUACGGCGGAAACCAGUUGUGGGCCGGUGGUUUGGCCGUGACGCCGCGGGCUGCGGUGGAGACCUGGGUAGCAGAGAAGAAGUUCUAUACUUAUGCAGACAAUUCUUGUUCGCCGGACCACCAGUGCGGCGUUUACACGCAGGUGGUGUGGAAGAAAUCAGAGGAACUGGGGUGUGCUCAGGCUGCAUGUAGUAAAGAACGUGCUAGUUUAACAAUAUGUUUAUAUAAUCCACCUGGAAAUCUGCGCAUCAUCACCGCCGUGGGUGGUUUGGAUCUACAGCAACAACGAUGCAGUCGUCGAUGGGCUCCACUACCCAUCGACAAUCGCGAGAGUCGUCUGCAGCCACAAAGUGAAUGUUGCCGCCGGUGCGAUCUGAGCGUCGAUGUUUUGCUGCAGUUGCGCGUCAUCACCGCCGUGGGUGGUUUGCUGGUGGUUGGUGGUGUCAUUUGCGAUGGUUUUUGGGCAGUGGUGGUGGUAGAAAAUGAGGUACACUGUGGGUGGUUUGCUAGUGGUUGGUUUUCUGAUUAG